CUGUGGCCUUGCUUUUAGUCAACCCUGGCGCCGGGAGUCUCUCAUUGCUUUCCGAACUUGCUUCCGAACUUCCUGUCACCGCUCACAUCAACCAACCCUCAUCAGUGACAUCGACGCUCUUUGGCUUGUGCUGAGGACAAGUCCAACCCACACAUGAUCGAUCGAAGUUCUUGAUCAACAACGGCCUGGAAACACCAUCACGCACGAAUCGACGAAAUCUGCCACCAUGAUGCCGACGUGGCCCGCCGCUCCGCCUUCGGGCGCCCAGCCACCAGCUGGCUACACAGCUUCUUACUCUGCUCCUGCCUACACCGCAGUACCAGUCCGGCAGUCAUUCGGCCAGUCAUACUCUGCCCCACAAUCCUCCUAUCCGACCGCGCAUACUUACGGCCCCCCCCAUUCUCCCUCGCCGAGCGCAGCUAAUAGUGCAACAAACGUGAAUACCCCGUCACCUGCAGCGCAGGACCAGACCAAGACGAAAAUCGACUGGCCUGAUUCGGUCCGCCGAUAUGUCCAGCGAGCCUUCAUCCCUGCAAAUCUAGAUUCCAGUGUCUCACGCGCAGAAAUGGAGGUCAAGUUGAAGGAGACAAUAACUCAGGCCAACGAGAAGGGUGUCAUGUACACCCUCGACUGGGACAAGAUGCCGCUUCCGCAAGAAAUGAUCCGGGAAGAGCGGGCGAGAGCCUUACUUCCGCUCAAUUCUAAACCACAAACCCAAGCCCCUACCCAGUCUACCACUACCAAGAAGCGAAAGUCCUGGGAUCUGACGGAUUCGGAAACCCCGAAUUCGCCCUCGGCGACGCCACCGCCUUGGCGGUCUGGGGCUGGUCGCCUUGAGGACCGCGUUAGCUUUUCAUCUGACCGGCGCCUGACCAGUGAGGAGCUCCCCAAAUCCAGUAAGUUCAACAGGGCGGACAAGCGCCAGAAGCGUCAGGAGGGGGAGUACACGACGUUCCGUGAGGAGACACCUCCGCCGAGCGACGGUCCUGUUGUUGGCACCUGCCAGGACUUAGAGAAACGCUACCUCCGUUUGACCGCGGCUCCAAAACCUUCACAAGUUCGUCCCCCGCACAUCCUGCGUCAGACUUUGGAGCUCCUCAAAAAGAGGUGGAAGAAGGAUCAGAACUACUCGUACAUUUGCGACCAGUUCAAGUCCAUGAGGCAAGAUCUCACGGUUCAGCGUAUCCGUGAUGACUUCACAGUUGAGGUCUACGAGAUCCAUGCUCGCAUUGCCUUGGAGAAGGGGGAUCUUGGUGAGUAUAAUCAGUGCCAGAGUCAGCUCAAGGGGCUGUAUAAGCUGGGUCUGAAGGGCAAGGCGAACGAGUUCAAGGCGUACCGGAUUUUGUAUUACAUUCACACAGCGAACCGAACGGAGCUGAAUAACGCUCUGGCGGAUCUAACUGCAGCAGAGAAGAAAGACAAGGCCAUCAAGCAUGCUCUCGAUGUGCGUUCCGCCCUCGCCUUGGGCAACUACCACCGGUUCUUCCAGCUCUACAACGAUACGCCGAAUAUGGGCGCGUAUCUCAUGGAUAUGUUCGUCGGGCGGGAACGCCUCGCCGCUCUGUGUAACAUCUGCAAAGCGUACAAACCAGACGUGCCUCUGCGCUUCGUCACCGAAGAGCUCUACUUCGAGUCAGAUGUUGAGGCAGCGCAGUUCAUCCUCAAUCAUGACGGUCAGGACCUCCUCGAGGACCGGAACGGCACCAUUGUCUUCCUGACUGGGAAGGCGGGCCCACGGUUCGAAGGGGCACGCGCCGAAGCCUUCUCCCGCGUGGACAUCAAAGGCCAGAUAUGAAUCCGUUUCUCGGCCGCCUUUGCAUGUUGUCCCCGAUGCACUUGGUCGCCGCGCCUUGCCAUCCGACGGGCUAACUUGUUCCAUUUCGUUCCUGUAACUUCUCUUUUCGCCAGUUGGGCGUUGCGAUCGAUACAGCACCGUAUUCUCGAUACCUUGAUUCUGCUCGCCGGUCGGUUACUUGAGCUUUUCUCGGGAGCAAGCUCCCGAGAAGGACCAUGAAGCUUGACGACAGCUU
Thermothelomyces thermophilus ATCC 42464 is the source of this 2030-nucleotide messenger RNA. RefSeq lists its product as uncharacterized. Gene Ontology annotation, cellular component: nucleus. The coding region runs from base 227 to 1795 and encodes 522 amino acids. The record is from RefSeq and is a predicted model, not a curated record. NCBI's taxonomy places the organism in Eukaryota, Fungi, Ascomycota, Sordariomycetes, Sordariales, Chaetomiaceae. The transcript is spliced from 3 exons.